Brettanomyces nanus is the source of this 3531-nucleotide messenger RNA. RefSeq lists its product as uncharacterized. NCBI's taxonomy places the organism in Eukaryota, Fungi, Ascomycota, Pichiomycetes, Pichiales, Pichiaceae. Gene Ontology annotation, molecular function: zinc ion binding; DNA binding. The coding region runs from base 1 to 3531 and encodes 1176 amino acids. The record is from RefSeq and is a predicted model, not a curated record. The transcript has 2 exons. Gene Ontology annotation, biological process: DNA-templated transcription.
AUGAUGUUUCUACGUUUUGUUAGAGUUCAGGUACCUCGGGUUCGACAGUUCUCGUCCAGUCUGACCACCAGAUCCAUUCUUGAUUACUUCAAAUUCUACAAGAAGAAGGAUCAUGAAAACGUUCCUAAGCAAAGACCUACAGAAGAAGUUAUCAAAGAAGUUGAGUCUGGCUCAAAGGCAAUUGAUGCAAAAAAUGAUGUUGAGAUAUUGGGAAGAAGAGAUCCGAGACAGUUUGACAAGGAGGUUAUUCUUGAGCAUUUAAAGGGAUUCAGUAUCCCAACGUGGCUCCCUACUAAAUCCGGAAGUGAAUAUGCGAUUAAACUUAACGAAUUGACAAAGUCUAAUGAAGGGGUGUCUAUUUCUAAGCUCUAUACGCGGGCUAUUUCGGAAAUUUUGAAGCAAGUUGCGGGAUAUGAUUCUGGUAUUACCGAGUUGAAUGAUCUUUCGCAGAGAGCCAGCAUCUUGAAACAGGUUCAACAAAAGUUCAGAUUGGAGAUUCCCGAUCCCCAAAUCGGCAAACUAAAUAGCUUUGCCAAAAUUGAGCAAUACCUCACACAGAAAUUGGAUCCAUCCAGACCAGAAGAGGAUGAAUUGGUGCCCGAUAAGGUGUACUUUGAUCCUGCCGUACUAGAAGGUACUAAUAUCAGCGUCGGCAGCUUUGUCUUCGAAAAACAGAAGGCCAAAACGUUGAAGAAGUUGUUGAAGAAGGCCAAGAAGAUGGAAAAGAGGGCCAUUGAAGAGCAUCAAAAAAUAGGUAAUGAUACCAUUCCGAUCAGCUAUGCCGAGAAACCCAACUUCUCACAGAAAAGGAUUUUGGAGAAUGUGCCUUUUGAAAUAGAUGGUAAGAACCUUGGUGAUAUGAAGAGCAUCAAGAAGCCCCGUAUCUCGAUCAAUGGAUCUUCUAUUUCAACAACCAUAUCAAACGGUAACAAUCAGGUGGAUGAUUCUGCCAAUGAUUCAAGUGUAUCUACUUCUGGUAGAGAUAUUCAAACUCGUCUAGAUCACUUAGAGAACAUGAUUGGUAUUCUAGUUUCAAAGCUAGCUCCAGAAGCUUCUACUGAAUCUCAAUACUCACAGAACUCCAGUUUUCCUGCCACAUGUAUAUCCUUACCUUUAGUUGAUACAAAGCAGAGCUCUGUUCCAUCUUCGUUUAGCACCGUGUUGGAAUCUCCUAAAAGAACCGGCUUUCUUUCUAAGGAAGUGGUCGAAAAGUCUAUUAUAGCUGCUGCUGAAGAUCUCGAGCGAGGUCCUCCAACAAACGCUAAGGUUUCUGAACGCUAUGAAAGAUUCUUUGGAGGUAAUACAUCUAUCUCGAUUUUCUCUAGCAAGGGAAUGAAAUGGAUGGAGGGUAAAGUGCGGGAUCGAAAGACCACGUUACCUUUGCGAAGGCUACUCUCUUGGGUAGUUCACAUGGAACAUGGAAUGCUUUCUGUCUGGGUUGAUCCAAUCGAAAAGUCGCAAAUAAGACCUUUUCCUUCAAGGAUUGUUAUUGAAAAGCUUAUCUCCGAACCGGUAUUGCCUACCAUUUUGAGCAGGCUCAUGGACAUAGAUACAGUGCGCAGAUUGCUUAAACUAUAUUGCGAUUACAGAGAUGGUUUGAUUCCUGAACCAAGAUACACGUACUCUGAGUUGUUACUUAUGAAUUGUUCCUUACUUGUUGCAAGUUCUUUUUACUAUGAAAGGGGACAUUUGUGCGAUGGCGUGGACUCAAAGCUAAAUCUGACGGAUCUAGCUGAUAUGAAGAAGUACUUACUUGACAAUUCGUUGUUUUACUAUCAUCGGGUUUCUGUUGUUUUUGAUGGAUUGACGGGAAUCAGUGGUAUUCUCUUGUUAUCUAUGUAUGCCGAUUUUGUUUCGCUCUCUCAAAGCGCAUAUCUUAUGUCUACUACCGCCAUCAGACAGGCACAGGACAUGGGGCUUCACCAGGGUGCGACUUAUCGGGGUCUUCCUACUAAAGAGCGCAAUAAGCGUCUUUUCGUUUGGUGGAUGUGCUAUGGAUAUGACAGAGAUCUUUGCGUGAGAUCUGGUAAGCCUCCUAUAAUCAAUGAUGAUGAUGUCUCUGCCCCUUCUGUCCCUGGUUUUGAAGCCUAUUGGGGUUUUCCGUCAAAUCAGUUAAGAAUGUCAACAGAGCUACAAUACGACUUGCGGACAAAGUUAGAAAGUAUGCUUUCUGAGGGUAGCAUUUGUGAGGUAGAGUUGUAUUUAGGGACUCAGCACUUCCGUUUGGUUGCAAGAUCUUACAGUGGGCUCCUUGCUGCGAAUGCGUUUGUUUCCAAAUCCCCUUCGCAACUCUAUGAGUGUGCUGAAAACCUACUUAUUGACUUGGAGUUAUGGAGGCAGAUAAUUCCUGCUUCACUGAGACCAACUCGGAAGCUGAAUCCUGAAUUUGCUGACAUUAUGGAGAGGAGCGCGCAGGACAGAAGCACUUCCUCGAUUUACAGAAUGUACGUGUUUGUGUGCAUUUGUUUCAAGUAUUAUCACUUGAAGAUGACAAUAAAUAAGGCCAUAGUAAAGAUCAAGUUUUCCUAUGAGAAGUCUACGAUCCCCAAGAACAUGUUAAGUAAGGUUAGCAUUGCAGAAGAAGAAGGAAUGGGCACUGCAAUGGUUAUUCUCCAGAUGGCUGGUUGCAUGAAAUCUACGGAAUAUGCGAACUUCGCUCUUUUCUAUCCUUUUAGUUCAUUUAUCGUUGUUGCUGCCUAUUGUCUACAAAAUCCUGAUCGUCUUACGACGAAAGAAAAUGUUGAUUGCCUCAUCAAGGCGUCUAGAAAUUUUUUCUCUGCGGUGCCGUCCCGCUUGUCUGUUGAUAAGUGGUGGGUUGUUGAUAAAAUAGUUCGGUGUGUGCUUUACAUUGUCAUAACUACAAUUGUUGAACAUAAUCCUUCCUGGCACUUUGACUGCGAUGAUCUCCUAGUGGAUAUAAAAGGACUGACUGUUGAAAAUGAUCAUGCUUGUUCAGCAACCAAGACUAAAUCUGCUUUUAACUCUUCUGUCAAUGACCAUCCAAAUACAUCCAGGGGAAAGGGAAUGUUCUGUAAUGUCCCCGUUGCUUCAUUGAUAGCUCCGCCUGCUUUAGAUUAUUCACAUUCUUCCUCUGUAUCUGAAUCUGCUGUACAGGGAAGACAGCAGCAAGUGCCUUUACCAAAAUUUUCACCUAGGCCAGAAAUGACAAGCCCGUUCAAUAAAGCUGGGUUAAUUUACGAUCCAUCUACCGAGGUGGCUUCACCUGGCAACAGUUUCCCUCUUGGUGAUGGGAACGGUGAUGUAGUUUCGGAUAAUAUUCUGCCUGAUUUAGAAUUGGGAUCACUGAGGUUUGAUGAUUCCAAUGAUCCAAAAAAUAUCAAUGGUCUUUUGGAACUCUUCUCUAGGAACGAAAAUAAUACACCAACUAAUGAGAGUGAAGUAUCCAAUUCAGAUACAUUUCAAGCCGAAGGGGUUUCUUUGUUCCAAAACAUGUUUAAUAUUCCAACGAUGAUGUUGGAUAUGGAUGGUAGUUCGCAUACAACGUUGAAUAGUCCCCAAGAUAUAUUCUAA